UUUCGUUUCUCUUGGUCUAUUAGCCUUGCUAAUCCACAGAUUAAACCUAGUUUGGAAACACCUAAAAUAUUACAAAAAACUUCAUCCUUUACAUGGUGAUUAUUGAACUCCAUAGUCUCAAUCAAGAACAAAGUUGGAAACAUGGAAUUCAAUUUUUCUUUGACUUCCUCUGACGUCUGUACCAGUCAAGAAAUGUCCAAAAUAAGCCAGACUUGGUUCCCAAGUAAAACGUGACUGUUCACAGAUUGAAUGAAAAUUAGCUGUUUUUAAUAUUUUGUAAAUUUAAUGUUCAAUCUGGACAGUCCGAAAUCACUGGUGUCCGUUAAGUGCCAAAACUCUCUCUCCACCUCCGCCUUGUAUUUGUACUCCAACUUUGGUAGUAAUAUUACAUGAGCUGAGCACGAUCCCCUCCCAAAACCCUCGUGCAAUCUCAGACAAAAAUGGAGGAGGGCUUGUUAUUGCCGAGAGGCAAAGAUCAUGUGGAGGAAAGAAUAGAGUCAUGGGGUUUGUUUUUCGAAGAAGUCAAGAGGUUGGGUUCCUUGGCAGGGCCUAUGGUUGCUGUUUUGCUAUCCCAGUACAUGGUGCAGGUUGUUUCCAUGAUGAUGGUCGGUCACCUCGGCGAGCUUGCUCUCUCCAGCACUGCCUUGGCUAUAUCCUUCUCCGGGGUCACCGGCUUCAGUCUUCUUCUAGGAAUGGCCAGUGCACUUGAAACUUUAUGCGGGCAAGCAUAUGGAGCUGAGCAAUAUCAGAGAGUUGGACUUCAAACCUACACUGCCAUAUUUGCUCUCACCUUAGUUUGUCUUCCUUUAUCUUUAAUAUGGUUCUAUAUGGGGGAGCUACUUAUGUUGAUGGGCCAAGACCCUGAAAUCUCACGUGAAGCUGGCAAAUUCACAAUCUGGCUUCUUCCUGCUUUAUUUUCAUAUGCAAUUCUCCAACCGCUCAAUAGAUACUUUCAGACUCAAAGUCUAAUAAUUCCUAUGCUCCUGAGUUCUUUGGCGACUAUUUUGUUCCAUAUUCCUCUCUGUUGGGCUCUAGUAUUCAAGUCUGGACUGGAUAGCCUUGGAGGGGCAUUGGCAAUGAGCAUAUCGUACUGGUUCAAUGCUAUUGUACUUGGAUUGUUCAUGAAGUUUUCUCCUGCCUGUUCAAAAUCUAGAGUCCCAAUUUCUAUGGAGCUAUUCCAUGGAAUGAGAGAGUUUUUUCGCUAUGCUAUCCCUUCUGCUAUAAUGAUAUGCCUUGAGUGGUGGUCAUUUGAGCUGCUUAUCUUGCUGUCUGGGCUUUUACCAAACCCAGCCCUUGAAACUUCAGUUCUUUCUGUAUGUCUCCAGACCAUUGCCACACUCUAUUCAAUACCAUAUGGGUUUGGUGCUGCAGCAAGUACUAGAGUUUCAAAUGAACUAGGUGCUGGCAACCCAAAAGGUGCUCGUAUGGCUACUCGUGCUGCGAUGUUUCUUGCACUUGCAGAGUCAACUGUAAUAACCACAAUUCUCUUUGCCUGCCGCAAUGUAUUUGGCUACACUUUUAGUAACGAGAGAGAUGUUAUUGAUUACGUCACAACCAUGGCUCCUCUAGUUUGUCUUUCUGUUUUACUAGACAGUUUUCAAGGGGUUCUUUCAGGUAUUGCUAGAGGAUGUGGGUGGCAGCAUAUAGGGGCAUACGUAAACCUUGGAGCAUUCUAUUUAUGUGGGAUUCCAGUUGCUGCUACUUUAGCUUUCUGGGUGCAACUAAGAGGAAGGGGUCUUUGGAUAGGAAUACAAGUUGGAGCUUUGGUGCAAACCACUCUGCUUGCUAUUGUAACAACUUGUACAAACUGGGAAAAACAGGCAAGUAAGGCAAGGGAGAGGAUAUUUGAGGCGAGCGACACAGAAUCUAAUUGACUGUUGCACUGAUCGAGCAGAGAUUAAUAAGUUUUGAUGAUGAGCAUAAUUCUCUUUGAUCACGGUACUAAGGAGAUGUUACUAUCUUCUUUUAAUUGAGCUAACAGCAUUCCUGCAUAGAACACAAUGAGGGUUCCCAUAUUGAGCACCUGAAAAAUGUGCGGAGCGCCUUCAAUGCACUGGCUGUCCCUGAACAGCCUACAGCCACCUUUAAAGGGCCGAAAGUUUUAAAUGAGCUUUUAUCAUGAUACACUGAUGUGGAAAAUGGAAAGUUAACUGUCAAUUGUAUGCGUUCUGCAAUUUUCCUUGCGAAAUCUUAAACUUUAUGUCUGCAAUACAAGCAAACAUUUAACAUCUGGUUUGUUUUUCUAAUCAUUUUUCACUGCAAGAAAUCACCUAUUAAUGUGAUGUUAACAUCAGUG
Molecule: messenger RNA, 2296 nt
Organism: Argentina anserina (silverweed cinquefoil)
Lineage: Eukaryota; Viridiplantae; Streptophyta; Magnoliopsida; Rosales; Rosaceae
Product: protein DETOXIFICATION 12-like
Exons: 7
Coding region: 441-1874 (477 amino acids)
Biological process (GO): xenobiotic detoxification by transmembrane export across the plasma membrane
Cellular component (GO): membrane
Molecular function (GO): xenobiotic transmembrane transporter activity; antiporter activity
Source: RefSeq, a predicted model, not a curated record